Messenger RNA from Amphimedon queenslandica, 1075 nucleotides. RefSeq lists its product as uncharacterized. Gene Ontology annotation, molecular function: nucleic acid binding. The transcript is spliced from 6 exons. Bases 1 to 981 code for a protein of 326 amino acids. The record is from RefSeq and is a predicted model, not a curated record. Lineage: Eukaryota; Metazoa; Porifera; Demospongiae; Haplosclerida; Niphatidae.
AUGUAUGGGAAUAAAGUGGGUCUUACUUGGGCUGAAAGAACUGACAGAGAUUUAUACACCCACUCUGAUUCUGACGUGUUCCUUAAAUCCAAUGCAGCUGCUCCUAAAGUGGGCGGAGAGAGAGUCUGUGCUGGUACUGAUAUUGAUGAUCCUUGGAACUCAGAGACCGAGUCUCGAACUUUAAUUUUGAAUAAGAAGAGUCCUUUGCCUAAGAGAAAGGACAGUUUUGAGAAAAGAGGAAGAUCCUCUUAUAAAAGGGAGCCAAUAAAAUCCUCUGUUACCACGGCAACCAGUAGCUCCACCCCCUCAGCACCAAAUGGUAGCCCCACCUCUCCCAGCACUGCUGCCGAUACUAAGAAACCUUUAAAGAACCGAGCUGUCGUUAAUACGUCAGGCAUUGCAAAGUAUCUGGGGAGAGAUGAUAAAAAGGUCGUCCUGGCUAAGAGAGACGUGGAAGAGACAAAUGGAAAGAAAGGUUUGCUAGAAAAUCAAAAUCACUAUAGUGUGGAAAUAAAGAAUGAUAGCUUGGUUAAAUGUACAUAUACACCACAAAGCAAGCUAAGUUCGCCACCACCUCGCACUGUUUGGAACAUUGAUGCUGCCCCAAAGUCUCUACCAACGCGUCAAAGAACCUUGUCCGGAUCAACCACAGACUCUACAGCUUCUACUGACCGUCGUACAACCUUUGAGUCGUCAUCAGCUGAACCUCAAUCAAAAGGAGGACGAGGGAGAGGGAGGGGAGGUCCUAGGAGAGGAGGGGCCAGUGUGGCUGGUAGAGACACAGCUCAUAUUCCAGACACUCAAGACAUUGUCAGCUUGUUUGUUAAGAACAUUCCUUCCUCCUAUUCCAUUCAAGACAUCAUUGAUGGUUUCAGUCCUUUUGGUAAAGUGUAUGAUGUAAGGAGACUACCACAUAAGGGUAAACGUGGAGAAAAAAUACACUAUGUGGUAAAGAGAGAAUCUAUACAAUAUAUUGUCUAACAGUGUUAGAUUUAGAAAGAAUUUAGGAGACUUGCUCUCCCAUAUUUGGUCUAAUGCCCACCAUCCACUAUUCAACUUUUUUGAAAGCAACUUU